AUGUCGCAUACUCCAAGAGCAAGGAAGGACGACGAUGGCGACGAUGUGGCCAGCGCCGACCCGAACCCGCCGACUGUAGCCUCGUUCUCGCCGGUAACCCUCUCGCACGCGACCUCUGCGAACAAGCAACGGUCCACAAUUCUCGUCCACCAAAAGUCGCCGCUCUUAGUCGCGACUCCUCCGCAGAUCACUCGAGCGUUGGCCUACUCACAUCCCUUCCUGCUGCCUCUCAACAAGCUUGCUGGGUUGCUGACAUGGACAACGGGAGAUCCGUGGGAGAGCUUCUUGCUUGUGGCUAGCUUCUGGGCCAUAGUCUUGUACGGGGAUGUGGUGAUGCGAUGGGCUGGUCCCGUGGUUAUUGUUAUAGCCCUGAUAUUGGGGAUGUAUUCGAGGAGGUAUUCCCCUCUCUCAUCGACAGGAUGGACGGGGGAGAAGGGGCAGAAGAAGGCACACAAGAGGAUGGACUCCGAAGCCACGAAUACAAAACACCAAAAGACUCUCGAUGAGAUGGUUGAAUCAUUGAAGGAGUUCACAUCGAGAUGCAACGUCCUCUUGGAUCCUCUCCUAGAGCUUACCGACUUCCUCUCUACCCAACGAACCGCAACCUCUGCCACCACGCGACCAGCUCUUACCACCCUCCUUAUCCGCAUACUCCUCGUCACGCCCCUAUGGAUCAUCCUUACACUUCCCCCACUCCAAAUUAUCACCACCAAACGAUUGGUCCUCGUUGCGGGAACACUGUUCCUGACCUGGCAUUCAAAACCAGGCAAAGUAUCCAGAGCUAUCUUAUGGAGAUCUGCUCUUGUACGCCGGAUAUGUACUGUAGUAACUGGGCUCAAGUUCACAGACACAUUAGCCCCGGCACCCAAAAACUCACCCGAAUCCACCCGCAAGCCCUCUGUAUACCAAGCGGAGGCAUCACAUGCUGCAAAUGCUGCAGGGAAGAGGAGGCCAGAUGCGCCAGGGGUGCGCUUCACGUUUAUACUGUACGAAAAUCAACGGAGAUGGGUUGGCUUGGGCUGGACCACUUCAUUGUUUGCGUAUGAACGGGCUGCAUGGACUGACGAGCAUCUAAAUCCGGCGCCCUCGAAGGAUGACUUCGAAUUACCGGAUGUGGAGAGUGGUGGCGCAAGAUGGCGAUGGGUUGAAGGUAGCCGGUGGCUUGUUGAAGGCGCUGGGGAGUUUGACGAAGGAGGUAUCAAGGCCAAGCCGGACGCUGAUGGCGGGCAAGGUUGGAUCUACUAUGAUAACAAGUGGAGAGAUGGCCGACGUGGUCAAGACGGUUGGGGAAAAUACACCAGAAGGAGAAAAUGGUAUCGAGAUGCAGAACUGGUUGAAAUAUCUCCCAGCACCGAGGUCACGCCGUCACCGACGCCCACCCGCAACGCCAAUGCCGACGCCUCACAACAAACCCCCAGUGCCAGCAGCGCUUCAGAACCGCCGUCGGGGUACGCAGAAAGUGUCAAGAGUCUCGACAGCACGAAAAGCUCGAAAAGUUCCAAGAGUUCGAAGAGUUCGAGAAGUUCGGGCUUUAGAGCAGAGAGCUUGAGGAAAGGCUCCACGAGGAGUCGGACGAGUAGUUUGAAUUUGGGAAGUGAUGAUGAACAGCCACCUCGGCCUCGAGGAACAGAUUGGGGAAUUGGUGAUGAUGCGAGGAUGGGAUUAGAGUAA
Amorphotheca resinae ATCC 22711 is the source of this 1671-nucleotide messenger RNA. RefSeq lists its product as hypothetical. Gene Ontology annotation, biological process: peroxisome organization. Gene Ontology annotation, cellular component: peroxisomal membrane. The record is from RefSeq and is a predicted model, not a curated record. Bases 1 to 1671 code for a protein of 556 amino acids. The transcript has 2 exons. NCBI's taxonomy places the organism in Eukaryota, Fungi, Ascomycota, Leotiomycetes, Helotiales, Amorphothecaceae.